This is a messenger RNA of Polyodon spathula (Mississippi paddlefish), 4406 nucleotides long. RefSeq names its product DNA methyltransferase 1-associated protein 1-like. Gene Ontology annotation, cellular component: nucleus; Swr1 complex; NuA4 histone acetyltransferase complex. Gene Ontology annotation, biological process: chromatin remodeling; negative regulation of transcription by RNA polymerase II; DNA repair. Bases 143 to 1531 code for a protein of 462 amino acids. Gene Ontology annotation, molecular function: transcription corepressor activity. Lineage: Eukaryota; Metazoa; Chordata; Actinopteri; Acipenseriformes; Polyodontidae. The record is from RefSeq and is a predicted model, not a curated record. The transcript is spliced from 11 exons.
UCCCUAUCGGUAUGGUCGGGGCUUCAUUGAUUUUUGGGAGGACUGUGUCGUGUGAGAGCGGUAUUUGGAAAGAUUCGUGAUUGUAUUGAUACAGUUUAAUUAAAUAAAAAAGCGGGACCGAGGACAGGUGUGGGAAGUGAAAAUGACGACAGGGGCAGAUGUUCGAGAUAUACUGGAGCUGGGCGGUGGGGAAAUGGAUGCUGGACCAAUCAGUAAAAAAGACAUUAUCAACUCCGAUAAGAAAAAGUCCAAGAAGUCUGCAGAAACGUUGACCUUUAAAAGACCUGAGGGGAUGCACAGAGAGGUCUAUGCACUGCUCUACUCUGACAAAAAAGAUGCCCCCCCAUUACUGCCCAGUGACACGACUCAGGGUUAUCGGACAGUCAAAGCCAAGCUGGGCUGUAAGAAGGUGCGCCCCUGGAAAUGGAUGCCUUUCACAAACCCAGCCAGGAGGGACGGAGCCAUAUUUUACCACUGGAGGCGCAUGGCAGAGGAAGGCAAGGAUUACCCCUUUGCCAGGUUUAAUAAGACAGUGCAGGUGCCUGUGUACUCUGAGCAGGAGUAUCAGAUGUACCUUCCUGAUGAAGGAUGGACUAAAGCUGAAACAGAUCACCUCUUUGACCUCUGCAAGCGCUUUGAUCUGCGGUUCAUUGUCAUCCAUGACCGCUACGACCACCAGCAGUUCAGGAAACGCUCCGUUGAAGACCUGAAGGAACGCUACUAUAAUAUCUGUGCCAAACUCGCCAAGAUCCGCGCUCCUUCCGGAACUGACCCCAAAAUCUAUGUGUUCGACGCUGGCCAUGAGAGGCGGAGGAAAGAUCAGUUAGAAAGACUGUACAACCGCACACCUGAACAGGUGACAGAAGAGGAGUAUCUGAUACAGGAGUUGCGGAAGAUUGAAACCAGGAAGAAGGAGAGGGAGAAGAAAGCUCAGGAUCUGCAGAAACUCAUCACAGCCGCUGACACCACCACUGAGAUGCGUCGGGCAGAACGCAAAGCCACCAAGAAGAAACUACCACAAAAACGAGAAACUGAAAAACCAUCUGUUCCUGAGACCGCAGGCAUAAAGUUCCCAGACUUCAAAUCGGCAGGUGUCACUUUGCGAAGUCAAAGGAUGAAACUGCCAAGCUCUGUGGGACAGAAGAAGAUUAAAGCCAUCGAACAGAUUCUAACAGAACAGGGAGUCGAUCUGAACCCGAUGCCGACAGAGGAGAUUGUGCAGAUGUUCAACGAGCUGCGCAGCGACCUGGUGCUGGUUUACGAGCUGAAGCAGGCCCACGCCAACUGCGAGUACGAGCAACAGAUGCUGAGGCACCGCUACGAUGCGCUGGUCAAGGCGGGCGGGGCCAGCACAGCCACGGGGGAUAGCCUUGGGGCUGAUGGACAUCUCGGGGUGGGGCCUGAUGACAUCAAGGCCGAGGGGAAAGAUCAAAUAAUUGAUGUGGUGGGGGCGCCGCUGACGCCAAAUUCGCGGAAAAGAAGAGAAUCAGCUUCCAGUUCCUCCUCCAUAAAGAAAGCCAAGAAACUGUGAUUCGGAUUUUUAUUUGAGGAUCGGGCAGAUCCAGGGGCAGGAACCAGACAAGUUGUGGCUAAAACAUUGAAACCCGUGACCCCAUGCCUUGUUGCAGCUGUGUCGGGGCACCCCAUCCACCAAGAAGAGGGCAGGGUGAGGAACACAGUGAUAUCCCACUGGGGAGCCAGCUGCUACCCCGCCCGCCCAUCCGUCCGCCUGCCCGCCUGCCUCCAGCCUGAGAGGAAGAGCUGACCAGGACUCAUGACUCUACAGAAACGGACACUGUCUGCACUUCCUGAACCGAUCAAACCAGGAGAGCAGCAGCCAAGAGACUCCGAAGCCAGAUGUGCACUGACUGACACAGCUAUCUUUUCUUUUUCCAUUCACACAAGCGUCUGGAUGAACUGUAACCAACUUGGAAGCCUAUUGCAACAUCCCUUCUUUCUUUUGUAAAACAGCAAAUUGGGUAGAUAACUAAAUGGUCAAGUUUGCAGGUGAUAUAGGUGAUAAACUAGUUUCACAACUAUUGUUGAGACCAUGAUGUGACUUUCUCAGUAUGCAAGGGUUUAUGUAGGAUUCAGUCUGUUCCCUUAUGUCUAAACAAAAAUAAUUCCUGUUAAAUAAUCUACACAUUUACUUGUUUUUUACCCUCCUUCCCUCUACCGUUGUAAAAGUAUGAUAAAAGGUUUUGCAUAUUAAUGUAUCCAUUCUUUCUCCAGCUCUGUUGUUGGAGGAACUGUCGUGAAGGGAUUCUUAGUCUCUGCUGUGGGGGGGGGGGGGGGAUGUCUAAAUAAAUGUGCGUGGCUGUAUUUAAAGGUUGUUUUUAUUUAACAUUACAGGAAUUUGAAUCAACAUUAUUUUACUGGAGUUUUUUGAGUUAUUAAAUAUAGGUUUAUACAUGAGAGGGCACUAAGAACUUGCAGCGUCUGUGCAAUUCAAGACACUGUUUCUCCACAGACAGGAAAUAAGUAACUGGAAUGGCUUUCGUGCAUAAUGUCCCCUGACAAGCAUAUUGCCUCCUUAUAUUUGGAGGGUAUAGACUGUGACCUGAAAUCUGCUAUACUCAGUAACAAAAGCCUGGUGUACACUUCACUUCAUUCUGUAAUUUUGUAGAACCUGGGGGACAAUACAUUUAUAGAAGGCAAAAAAAACUGUUUUAUAUUAUGUGUACUGAACUCUUGUGGUUUCCUGUACAGUAGCCUUGAGUCUGCUCUUUGGUGGUGUGCUGAAAAUUAUAUUGUGACUAAAGUUUGGCAAUCUAGAGGAAGUAUGUGCUAUGCAGAACUACAUUUUAAACCUAAUGUUUUCUUUUGUACCUCACUGAUUUUUUUUUUUUUGGGUGUAUUUCCCUUCAAAAUACCAAAACAAUUUAUUAUUAUUUUUUAAAUUGAGUGAUGUACUAGCGCAUACAGAAAACUAAAAUGUGCUGAUUAAUUGGAUGUUAUCUGGGUUUAUCUCCUUACUAUCUGCCACUUGGGGUUAAAAAGAUAGCGGGGGAGCUGGAGGGGGGAGCGCACAGUUUGUCAUAUCCCAGUGGUGCCGAUGCUGUCGCUGUCAGUGUUUUUACUGCCUGCAGCCUGACAUGGUUAAUGCUGAUUGUGCCGUGCACUGUGAGGGGGCUGACACUAACGGCUCGGUGAGUGACGGAGAUGAUGUUAAUGAGCUCUGUGAAUUACUUCGUUUGGGGCCCUUGUUUACGGCACGGCAGUGCGUGGAGCUGCACUAAACCCACCCUGGUGAUAAAACAUCCAGGGGCCAUUAUCGUUAACACCAGUGCGCGGCAAGAACUGCCGCACAUUGAUUUGAAAGCAUGAGGAAUUGUUAGCUUGGUAACUACUGUACAUGGGAGCUUACAAAUCAAGACCAUCUUAUGUGGUUUUUCUUUUUUUUUUUUUUUGUUACCGGUUUCACUGUUUAAAAAAGAAAGUAUUUUAUUUUACACUUCCAUACUAAAGCAGUUUUAGCCAUACAAUUAGAUGCCCCUGAGUUCUGGUUUAACUAGUCUGCUAGGAGUAAAGCCUGGCCUGGCCAAAACUGCUAUGCAGUGGUAUAUAGAAGUUUUCAUCUCCACAUGGUAGUUUGAUUCCAGUACUUGUUACUCAUUUAUUUUCAUCUGCUAAUUGUGGGGUUGAUUGUGAAGUGAGUUCUAUCCCUGAAGCAUGCCAAUGAUAAGAUGGUGCCCGGACACUGGACAUGGAGGAUCCUAUCUAUUCUAUAUGCAUAGAAAUGAAACUGGAUUUCAAGGGAUACAAACUAAAGUUUUCAAAUUGGGUAGAUAUUGGGGGGUAAAAAAAGACUAAAUACUGCUUUGAAUAAUAUUCUGCUACUGUAUCUUCAUAUAGGCUAUGACGUAAGGUAUGAGGCCAUAGCAAUGAAUGAUGGCACUAGCUCUGGACUCCUGUCAUUGUGCUUCAUUAAAGUGCUGGGCAGGUACCCCCCCUCCCCUCCCCCAUGCAUUCUUUCUGGCCACUGUGAAGUGGCCAGUCUCUUGAAAAUUUCUAAUUGCAAGCCAAUUAUGCCAUUGAGUCCAUUUUGAUAUUAAUUUCUAUGUAAAUAGGCACUGCAAAAAGGGGGGAAAAAAGUAACCAUUGCAAAUGGAAAUUAUUUUUAUCAUUCUUAAUCAGUUAUAUUAAACAUAAGGCCUGAUUUUAACUUAAGAAUUUUACAAUUUCUGGUUAUAUUGCUAUCCAAUCAUAGUACAGUAUAAAACUAUUGGUGCAAUCGAUUUUAUACCCUUAUUUUGAUAAAAUAAUCGGUAAUUUGUAUUUGUUGAAAGUGAAUUCAAUUUCUGAUUAUAAUAUGCCUUAUUCCAGUUAGUCAUGAGCACCUUUCACUGUACAAAAGGGAAAAUAAAUAAUCUGUAAUUCCCUUGAUUUUCAAAAUUCUCAGUGAU